This is a messenger RNA of Schistosoma intercalatum, 3006 nucleotides long. The record is from the annotation of a GenBank genome assembly. Lineage: Eukaryota; Metazoa; Platyhelminthes; Trematoda; Strigeidida; Schistosomatidae.
ACAGAAGCGCUUAACUCGUAUAGUGCGCCUUCAUUGGUUUACAUGCGGCGUAGUGAGUAUAAGUAUUGAAGCUUACCUCUGGUCUUCUUGUUGAAUUGGUCAUUUCAUCAUCGGUAACCUCAAUUUUUACGACAUUGACUGGCAGCAGCGACUUCAGGUCUAACUGUUUAAAUAUGGAUACGUCAAUGGAAGAUUUGUUUUCCGAUUUUGAUAAAUCUACUGUUUUAGUUGAGACAGCAGAUACAAAGAAAAAUAAUACAGAAAAGCAUGACGUAAUGGUACUUGCUACUGAGACAAUAGGCAAUGAAACUAUACGUAUUGAAGGUGUUCACCAAGCUUCUACUCAAAGUCUAUGCUUAACCAUUGAAUUACAUGAAAACUCUUUGUUGUCUAGUUGCAUUAAUUUGGAAAUUCCAUACCAUUAUCCCUCAUCGAGCACAAAUUUGUCAGAGACGAAGAAUAUACCAGUUCAUAUCUGUACUCUUUGUGAUAAAAAUCACUUUAUGAAUGUAAUUACUUAUCCACAACAUCAAACUUCGACAGUAUUUGCUGAUUUAUCCUUCACAUCGUCAUCCUCCUCAUCAAUAUUCACCUGUUCUAAACGUUUUAUUAAUAUUCUUUGUGAUAUUGAAAAUGAAGAUAUUAAAUGCGAUCCUGAUCUGGUUCGAUUAUGUAGCCUUCCAAAUGGACUAGUCUAUGCUAUUUGGUAUACAACUAUGAAUAAGAAACUUCAUUGUUCAGUUGCAUUUCCAUUGUCAUGUUGUAAGCCAAUCGUGACUUGGGCUUUUAUUCGUAAUCCUGCAGCUAAUUCUACACUGUCUCGUAUAAUUGACAAUACAUUAGCAGAUAAUCGUUGUACUCAAAUCGAAAACAAUACUGUGAAUGAUCUGCUUAUUGGUUUAACAAAAGAUGGUGAAGGUGUAGGUGUUUGGUUCGAUUCAUCAGAUGUUUGUAACAAAAAAGUUUUAAACAUCACUGAAUUCAGUUUACCGCAAUCACCUGAUCCAAUUACAAAAUGUCGUGCACAAGGUUCAUGGCUCCAUGUGAUCACUCAAAGUGGACAUUUAACAUCAGUACAUUUCAGUUUACAAUUAAAACAAUGUAAUGACAAUAAUAAUAAUAGUGAAUCAACGAAAUGGAAUUUGUUAUGUCAACCAACUAAUUUUCCUCGAUUACCUAUUCAUUUGUCACCUGUGAAUAAUAUUGAGCAAUGGAUAAAAUCGUGCCCAAGAUGGCGUAAUCUUAAUGUUUGCGACUUUACUCGUUUGGCUGAUGGUCAUUUGGGUAGUGUUGAUUCACAAGGUUGCAAGACACGUCUAGUUGAUCUAUUAUCAUCUAAAUCUGAAAUUGAUGCUCCUGUUAAUUAUACAGAACAACAAUUGAAUCAAACAUUCAUGAAAUUAAUCAAAACAAAAUAUCAAAUGAAAAGUUAUUUAGCAUGUUUACUUCUACUAAACCGUUUGAGUAAUUUUAAAGUGAAUACAGACAAAAAUGAUUGGUCUCAGUUCCCUUUAGAUUGUAAAGUCUAUUUGACAUCAUGUCGUGCAGAUCAUGAGUCAGGAAACCAAUCACCUUUGGAAUUGAUUGUUGAUAUCACAGUCCAGAAUACAACAACUGAUGACAAUCUAGGAGAGAAUAUUAAUGAAUUAUUAUUUCAUUCCGAUUUAAACAAAAUUAGUCUAAAUAAUAUGGCACAAAUUAUUUUAUUCAAAUCGUACAUGAAUAAUACAAAGAAUUAUAUCAUAUCUGAUUAUCUUGAGAAAUAUUUAUACAUUGUUAUCAAAAUGGAAGCUGUUAGAACAGACUGUGAAUCGUCAUCGUUAUCAUCAUCAUCAUCGAAUUUGAAGGAUUUAAUCACAGAUGCCGAUAAGAACGUGGUCAACAAUCAUCAUUCACUUGUUUACACGUAUAGAGAAUUGUGGUUUUCAUCACCGAUAAAUAUCAAUAGUGAUAAUUCCAAAUUACGACGUUGUAUCAUUCCAUCAACAAAUUGGUUACAAAUAUUUCAUAUAACUGAAUUGAAUCAUUCUUCACUUUUUCAACAAAAUCUAUUGCCUACUACUACUAAUACUAAUAGAAUAUUCUCAAUUGACGGUAGUACACUUCAAGUGAAUAUUCAAUUGGAAUUUCAACCACCAAUAAUACCACAAUAUUUAGAUUGUUUCAAUCAAAAAUCAUUUGAAACUAUAAAAAUAUGUAAUCAUUCACCAAUUUUUGUAAACAUUGGUCAUAGUCACCUUGAUUGUAUACAUUUUCUAUAUCAAAUAAAAACGAAUUCAUUAUUGAAUAAUGUUGUAAAUGAUAAUCCAAUGAAGCUAAUUCAUACAAUGCAUAUUAAUAUUAAUGAUUCAGUAUUUCAAUCCAUCAUAUCAGAUAUUUUCAAAAAUCCCAUAUCAUGUUCAAGUAAUCAUCAUGAGAAUUUCCUUAAAUUAAUGGUAAAAAAUAAUAAUAGCAAUAAUGGUCAAUUAUUUUAUUGUUGUUUAACAAAUCAAUCUGUCAAAUGUGAAUGGUCUUUAAAUUUAGAUCCAUUUAAUUUUAAACAAGAGAACAAGAAAGAAGUGGAGAUAAAUAAUAUAGACAACAACAAUUACAGUUCCAAUACCUGGUGUUUUACAAUAUCAUCUGUUUGUUUACAAACAUUAUGGUCUAUGUAUAGAGCUAUUGAGUUGCGUCAAAAAAUAUCAUUACAGAAGAAUAAUUCGAUAGAAACUUUCAAACGUCCUACUGUUGAACAACUUAGAUUAGAAUGUUCUAUCUUAAAGAAAUUACUAACUUCCCUACAUGAUGUUCGAGGAAGAAUUGGUAAUAAGGAUAAUAAUAACAUCAACGAUAACUACUUAACAGAGAAGUUAUUUUCGGAAUCAAAGUGUAUGCUGAAUUUUCUUUUAGACUCUUAUUGUGUCAUUCGAAAAACAGCAAUGUCAUCAUGUUUAUUUUAUCAAUGAUGAUGACGAUGUAUAUUAUGUUGUAUAUAUUUAUCUAAUCAAAAUAAAUACCUAUCAUCUG